AUGUAUACUGAUAUUGAUGAUAGAGUUGUGUUGAAGAUUUAUUGUUAUGGGCAGAUUUUGUUGCAAACAUAUGAAGGAGUUCAAUUUGUGUGUGAAAAUCCAGUAGAUGUUGUUAUUCUGUUCACGUUGUCGUUUGAGGAAUUGAAAGGUGUGAUUUGUGAGAAGAUAGAUUCUCAAAGAUCUAGGAGAGUAUCAUGUAUUUUGUACAGGUAUCCUUUAUCUGUGUUUGGUGGGUUCGUUCAAUUUCAGACCAAGUACGUGACGGAUGAAGCGAGUAUGCAUGAAAUGUUUUCAAUGUAUAUGGAAAAUCGCCACCGAAUGUCUUAUAUCGAGUUGUAUGUUGAGUUUGAGCAAUCUAAAGCGGACCGUAACAUUGUGUUGGAAGAUUAUAAUAGUGAAAGCGAGGAUGAAUUUGAAAGUAACUAUGAGAUCGUUGGUCCAGGUGAACACGAAGAUGAAGCUGGCGGCGACAUGAAUGCAGAUGUGGCGGUAGUUGCAGAUGCACUAGCAAACCCGCAUCCGUUUCAGGAGCCUUCUUUCAUGCGGUCGUUGGAUUUGGAGGCUAUGCACGCACCGGAGUUUCCGCAAUAUAUGAAUCCAGAUGUUCUUUACGUAGAUAGAAUAGCGACAAAGAAGACUAUUAUGAUCUUACAUGUGCUUCCUGUUGUGGCGGAUGGUGAGUUCACAGUGGGGAUGGAAUUCAGUUCAAGGGAGGCAGUAAUCAAGGCAAUGAAAGAUUAUACCAUCCGGAAAGGUGUAGACUAUCGGGUAUAUGAGUCGGAACCGACGACAUUCUAUGCCAAAUGUACAGAAUAUGGUAAUGGUUGUGACUGGUUGAUCAGGGUUACCAAAAUGCAGAAGAAGUACUAUUGGGAGAUAAGGAGGUACAACGGAAGUCACACGUGUACAAGGUCUACUAUUUCUCAAGACCAUUCGAAGCUGGAGUCGAAGACAGUUGCAGAAGCAAUUAAGCCAUUGGUAGAGGCUGACCCGUCUAUAAAGGUAAAAUCAGUAAUUGCUGAAGUCCAGUCAAAGUUUAACUACACCAUCAGUUAUCGCAAGGCUUGGUUAGCAAAGCAACAGGCGGUGGAAUCAAUUUUCGGAGGUUGGGAGGCAUCGUAUGAAGCUUUGCCCAUAUGGUUUGAGGCCAUGUGUCACAAGGAGCCAUCAGCAGUGGUUCACUUCGAAACAAUGCCUGCUUACCAGGGGGAUGAUUUGGUUCCUGAUAUACGUGUACUGCAUAGAAUCUUCUGGAGUUAUUACCCUUGUAUAAGGGCCUUCAGACACUGCAAGCCAGUGGUGCAGGUGGACGGGACUCAUUUGUAUGGAAAAUACAAGGGUUGUUUAUUGGUUGCAGUCUCACAAGAUGGUAAUAACAACAUCGUGCCUAUUGCAUUCGCCAUAGUGGAGGGAGAGACUUCUGACGCAUGGUACUUUUUCCUGAGUAACUUGCAUCAACAUGUGGUGACACGUGAUGGUGUGGGACUCAUCUCUGAUCGACACGAUUCUAUUAGGUCAGCUAUUGAGAGAAGUAAUGGGGCUUGGUCUCCUCCUAGAGCAUUCCAUAUGUUUUGUAUCCGACAUAUUGAAUCCAACUUCUUGACACCUUACUUGCAGAAGCUCAUAGUCAAUAUUGGUAAGUUUAAAUACAAUGAACUUUGA
Messenger RNA from Arachis ipaensis, 1662 nucleotides. The record is from RefSeq and is a predicted model, not a curated record. NCBI's taxonomy places the organism in Eukaryota, Viridiplantae, Streptophyta, Magnoliopsida, Fabales, Fabaceae.